Molecule: messenger RNA, 4066 nt
Organism: Phasianus colchicus (ring-necked pheasant)
Lineage: Eukaryota; Metazoa; Chordata; Aves; Galliformes; Phasianidae
Gene: TMEM41B
Product: transmembrane protein 41B
Biological process (GO): autophagosome assembly
Cellular component (GO): endoplasmic reticulum membrane
Source: RefSeq, a predicted model, not a curated record
GAUCUCAUACAGUUUGAAAGAUAUAUUUCAGCUUGAAAAAAAUAUUUCAACAUUAAGGUAUAUUUUCCAAAAAUCGAUCCAUAUAAAUCCUGUGGAUAAGUGCCUAGUUCUGUCUGUAGCCUCUAAGAAUGCUUGAUUCCAUUGCCUAAGUUCACUGAGCACAUCCGACUGGAUAUCAGAGCACUUUUAUCUUUCUCUGCAAAGUAAUAUGCAGCACGUGUUCCUAAUCAGAAAGGACUUAGAAAGAAGAUCCGAAGACAGAGGAUAUUUUAUGCUGUUUAUGAAGUUAUAUAUCAUGUUUAGGUGAUAUUUUAUACCUGAAGAGAGUAAUUCUAUUUUCAGCCCACAGCUAUCGUUCUCAGUACCCUGUGGAGUAAAGCUGUUUCCAGCACUGCUGAUCUCAACCAUGUGUUGAAAGUUUUCUCGAAUACUCACUGACUUCAAGUUAACUAAAUUCUUUCUCUUCUCAGUCAUUAAAUAAAAUGGCUUAUGCUGGUAUUUUCAGACUUUGCUUUACUUCUGGUAAACAUCUAAUUUACUGCGUUAUUUCAUUUGCAGACAGACCCCCAAAAUCCUAAGAAACAUUUGCCAGAAGCAUCAAUUUUCUUCUGAGUGAACAGAGAGGUUCUGCUGGUGUUUGUAAGGUACAGAUGACUUUGGAGACAUCUAUUUAAGUUGUAGAAGUUAUUAAACACCAUGGACAAUUUCAAAGUUGAGUAAAAGAGCCAACACCUUCACUACAGUGGUGUCCCCCCAAGGGGAACCAACAAGAGCAUGAAACAGCCUAAGAGUCUUUGGAUAAUCUACUCUGACAAAUAUCACAUAUGCAAUCAUAUUUCAACUGCAAGGCGAUCAAGUUAAUUAAUCCCUAGAUUUCACACUGGCAGCAAUUCAGAAAGUUGGAGCUCUGUAACAAAUAGAGUUACCUUCUCUAUUUGUAAUGAGAUAUAUACUGACACUGUGAGCAAACUGCAGAGUCUGUGCCCUGGAAACAAUUUGCAGGCCAUGCACUUGUACGAAAUAGAAGGGAAAUUAUGCUGCACGUUUGUAUUGCUGUAAUUAUUUGUAUCUUAUAGUGUGUCUAGAGCAGUGGGAACUAUAGGAGACUUCAGCAAGAGUGAGAUGUUAGCCUAACUGGCAUUAUGUUAUCUGCCUUUGGGUAACAGAGGCUAUGGAAGACAAGGCAGAUUAAUUAGAACUCAGAUAACCACUGAAGCAGGAUCUGCCCGAUUCCUUGGCUCUGAGGUUUUCUGAACAAGCACCCCGCGCUGUGAUUCACGCCGCACAGUUCAAAAUCAAAUAGUUGUGAGAUCACAACUGAUGGUUUCGAUGAGCCGCGGCUUUGGCAGGGGCAGUAACUAAUGGCACACCGGAUCUUAAAUGAAUCAUCAGUUUCCUGGAGACGCUUGCACGGCUACACUCGUGUUUUCUGCACACCGGAACAACAAAGGCGAGCUCAUUGUGUGCCCGCCCGCGCCUGCCCUCACGGCGGCGUUACGUUACUUCCCGCUCUGCCGCACCACACGCGCCCCACACCGCACGGCGCAGAAGCGCGCCGCGCCACGCCGCGUUCCGCGCCUCCCAGACGGCGCAUGCGCCGUGCGGCGGUGAGGCGGGAGCGCGACCCGGUGGGGUGAGGAGGAGCGGCCCGGGCCCGCCUUCUUCCUCCCGCUCCCUGGUUGGCGGCGAGGCCUGCGCCGGGUUCGGUCCGCCGGGCGCGAGGAGCGCGGAGCCAUGGCGCAGCGGCGAGCGGCGGCGGACAGCGCCCGGCACCAGCGGCUGCUGGAAGGGAAAGCUCAGGCGGAAGGUGGAUCAGCUCGAACGUCCCUUCUGAUUUUGGUGUCCGUCUUCACAAUAGCUGCUUUCCUUAUGUUUCUGGUAUAUAAAAAUUUCCCACAGCUCAGUGAAGAAGAAGGAAAAUGCAUAAAGAUUCCAAGAGAUAUGGAUGAUGCAAAGGCCUUGGGAAAAGUCCUGUCCAAAUACAAGGACACGUUUUAUGUUCAAGUAUUAGUGGCUUAUUUUGCCACAUAUGUUUUCUUGCAAACAUUUGCUAUCCCUGGGUCUAUAUUUCUCAGUAUCCUGUCAGGGUUUCUUUAUCCCUUUCCACUGGCCUUAUUUCUUGUUUGUCUGUGUUCGGGACUUGGAGCUUCGUUCUGCUACAUGCUUUCAUACUUAGUGGGACGACCUGUUGUAUACAAAUACUUAACGGAAAAAGCAGUGAAGUGGUCAGAACAGGUUGAACGUCACAGAGAACACCUCAUUAACUACAUAAUAUUUUUGAGAAUAACACCAUUUCUUCCUAAUUGGUUUAUCAAUAUAACAUCUCCUGUAAUAAAUGUGCCAUUAAAAGUAUUUUUCAUUGGCACUUUUCUAGGUGUGGCACCGCCAUCUUUUGUAGCCAUUAAGGCAGGAACAACACUAUACCAACUUACAACAGCAGGGGAAGCUGUUUCCUGGAACUCUCUUUUUGUUCUCAUGAUUCUAGCCAUCCUCUCCAUCCUACCAGCUCUCUUCCAGAAGAAACUGAAACAGAAGUUUGAAUAAUGAUCAAACUGGACCCGAAUUUCCCACAUUUCAUCUCAGGAUUGGCACUUCUGAUAUUUGUAUAUUUGCUUUUCUAUUGGCUCAUAAGCAUUUUAAAGGGAAGCUUGUGAUGGUAGGAAUGUCUUCAAAUGAACACGUGGCCUGGGAGAACUAUGUUCAGAAACGUACUGCGGACAGUUUUAAACCAAACCAUCAGUGUUCUGCUUUGGGGAGUGAGGAUGGUAUGCGUGGCCCUCAGGAUGAGGGAAGUGAAAACAGAUGUUUUGCUCUGAUAAUAUGCAGAGCAGAAGUUGUAAUGUAGACGUGAGCUACAGAUUGCUUUCUAAAACUUGCAAGAAAAAAGAAAUCCUUAAUUAUUUGCUCAGAUUUUGUAACAUUGUCAACAUUUCUAUAGCCUUGAGUGUGAUCUGAUCUGAGCGUACGUCUCAUCAACAUUUUUUUUUCUGGAAUUCCAAAAUAAUAGCAUAAUACAAUAACGGUGCUCACUCAAACUUAUUUUUUCUGAAUAGUUGUGUAACUACGAUAAUACAUUCAUCCUGAUUGUUUACUUCUAUUAGUGCUGUAUGGAUUUAAAUACUUGAACCUACAUCUGCUUUAUUAACUGGAUUAACAAAGGCAAUGUGUCAGAUCAUUCUGUCUCAUUCUAAUUUUUUUCUUUGGGGGGGAAUGUAAGAGAGCAAGCUAGAAUUCUUACUGUGCCCAGCAGAUGUUCUAAUAUAACUUUUUUAAUGUUCAUCUUGCCAAUAUUUCACUUGCAUACAUUUAUCCUGCAAAUUCAAGAAAAUGCUCAUAUUUAUAUAAAACUUUAAUUUCAAGUGAAUUAAGGAUGUAUAAGUUUAGUGUAUUACUAACGUUUCUCAAGCAUUAUACAGAGAAUGUACAGUUUUUCAUUGUAGCUCAAUUGGCUAGGAGCAUCAGGUACAUAAAUUGGUGCAGUUCUUAUAAAAUAGCUGGUUCCAAAUACUCUUCAAAGCAUCAAGUAACAGAAUUUGGUGAACAUACACGAGAUCAGAAGGAUGAUUCCAUUUUCUGGCAAGUUGGUAACUGGCAAUGGACAACCAGCUACAAUUUAUCUUCAAAAAUAUGCAUAUAACUAUUCACUAAAUAAGGUGCGUGGUACCUCACCUUGUAUGGUUAUAACUGUUGUAGUCUGUUGUAUUGUCAGUGGAAUCCUGUAAAAUGAGGCCCUGAUCAGCAAGGAACUUGGGUGCGUGUUUAAGUUUAUCCUACUGUAACCAGUGCUGCUUAUAGUCUUUAAGUUUCUGCCCCUGAAGUACCUUGCUGAAACACGAGUUGGCACGUUAGCAUAUGCUCUAGUUCAAGGGUUUACUUGUCUGUGUCCUCAUGUUAACUCAUCAUACAAGAGAUCAUUUGAGUUGUAAGAGAAUAGUUUCCUAAAUGGGAUAAUGUGAAAGGUACUGGUACCUUUUUAAAGAAUCUUGUUCUUUUUGUAACAUAAUGUUGAUUGACUCAAUUUUAUUGCAGUAUUAUGUGUAAAUAUAUAGUAAAUACUGAUGAACUA